Molecule: messenger RNA, 1405 nt
Organism: Spizellomyces punctatus DAOM BR117
Lineage: Eukaryota; Fungi; Chytridiomycota; Chytridiomycetes; Spizellomycetales; Spizellomycetaceae
Exons: 5
Coding region: 34-1176 (380 amino acids)
Biological process (GO): G protein-coupled receptor signaling pathway
Cellular component (GO): membrane
Molecular function (GO): G protein-coupled receptor activity; peptide binding
Source: RefSeq, a predicted model, not a curated record
UUCAAUUCUCUUUCAUCCUAGCAAUCUGCAUCCAUGGUCAUCUCCUCCCAAGGCGGGCCGCCUUUGGAAGAUUUCUCAAACGGUAGUUGGAUUCCCCACAGUCCCGGUGAAAAAGCGAUAAACUUUACUUCGCUCGCAGUAAACAUCGUGAAUGUAUGCGGAAAUAGCUUCAUCUUCUAUCUGUUUGCCACUGACCGCGGGCUAAGAGAAGCGAGAACCUUUUUGAUCCUGAACCUCGCGGUAGCGGAUUUCUUGUGGGGCGGGUCAGCAGGAUUUACAGAAUUGUGGAAUGGUAUCGCCGGCGGAUUCGCAACCGGACCAGCUGGGUGUCAAAUUGUCUUGUUCCUUGCUGCUUUGGGAAUUGCGGUAUCUAUGCAAACCCUAAUGUGGAUUUCGGUCGACCGAUGGCUCCAUAUUGUGCAUGAGAGGCCAAGCCCGUCAUCCGUCAUCAUGUACAUCAUCGUCUUGGUUUGGUCGGUCGCAAUCUCAUUCUCCACAUGGCUCAUGUUGGCCUCUCGCCCAGCCGGCGGCGCAAUCAUUGCAGCUACCCACACAUACUGCGACGCUCCAUGGUUCAUACAAACACCCCUGAUGAAAAGUGUCGCCUAUUUUACCCUCACCUGCUACGUGUUCUUCCUGACGGUGAUGGCCCUUUGCUAUGGCACAAUAUACCGUAAAUUCCGACGAGUGCGUGCCCGCAUUGCACGGCUCACCGUCCGGUCAUUGGGCUCCGCAACAACUGGGUCAUCCCUUUCCUCUCAAUGGAGCGCGACAUUUCCAGCCGAAUUAGGCGUACAGCGAUCAAAAGAGGACAGCGCUGUAUCAGAUGUUCUCGAAAUGGGUGUUGGGCGUAGCAGUCAAACAGAUCGAUCAGAAAGAAUACGAAGAAGAAGGGAAAGAGGGCAGUUGAUGGAACAAGAACAGCAAGAGGAGCGAGCGGUGGUCUUCAAGUUUGUCACUCUUGUGGCUUUCUUUUCUGUGUCGUGGGGAUUUUGGGUGUUGGGAGUGGUGGCCUAUGAAACGUUUACCAGCAAGCCAUCCCCGGCGAAUCUUACUGGAAUGGGAGCCAUCAUGGCGUACACCAACUCAGCCGUAAACCCAUUCCUAUUUAUCUUCCUUGACAAGCGUUUUAUGUCAUCAGCAAGAAAUGCAUUGGGCUUGUACCAAUAUAACUAAGAAAAUCGAAUACGCCAAGUACUUUAUUCUAAUCGACUGAUAGCCUUGAUCUCAUAUGACGAAAAGAAAUGUUGUUUUUCCUUUUUCGGCAGACUGUAAUUCGUUGCAGUUGCCAUGUGUAUGUAGUUUUUUGAUGUAACGUUUUAAGAUUAAGUUGUAAAUUGUUCAUUAAGUGGUAAUAGUGGUAGUGAUAGUCGGAUUAAUGGCGAUAUUAGAGUAGUAAUUGGGU